AUUACUCGCUCAAUCCCUUCCAGAGUUGAAACCCUAACCUCCUACUCCCACAGCCCCCUUCGUUUGUUUCACUUAUACGUAUAUAUAUAUAUGUCCAUUGCCGGCCGGCGGACGGAGGUUUUGUCUUAUUCCGGCGAGCGCGUGACAUUCCCGAUAUAUUUAAUUCAUGUUUUCUGCACAACCUGAAAUCUAUCGGUUCGGCCUCGAAUUCGCCGGAAUUCAGCGAUUCUGCUGCAAUUCAUGGCGUCCGCAGCAUUAGCUAGUCGUAAUGAACUAAGUUGGGCUCAAUCCUGUGCUGCUGGUGGUGGAUUCAUGGGGAAAACCCCUAACUCUCGUCCUCAUUUGAAACCUAGCGCUAAUUCUAACCCAAAGAAGAAACAGAAAUAUUUGCAUCACGGAGUUAACGGCCGUCAGAACGAUGAUUUGCCUGCGGUUAAGCAAACGGCUUCGGACGAUGCGUAUUCCUUCAAUCAGCCGCCUAAGGAAUCGAAUGGCCUCAAUUUUGGGAGCUACUUAACCUACAACGUCAAUUCGUACUCGAAAGCAGAGCUCAGCGAGCUUCGGAAGCGGCUUGGUGCGGAGCUCGAACAGAUUCGGAACCUCAGAGAUCGAAUUGAGUCGGGUCAUUUCAGCACCAGCACUACUAAUCCGAGACCCUACGGAAAGUCUAAGAAAAUGCCGGGGAAUAAAGAGCAGAUAUCUGUUGGAUCUGACAGCGAUCCGAGGAGGUUUUCAAAUAAGAAUGCUGGUGUUGUUUGCGGUGGUAUCGGUGUUAUCGAUAUGGAGAAUAUGAUGAAGGAUUGCAGGCAGAUAUUGACGAAGCUAAUGAAGCAUAAAAGUGGCUGGAUUUUUAAGUCGCCUGUAGAUGCAGCCGCCCUGGGUCUUCAUGAUUAUCACCAGAUUAUCAAGAGGCCAAUGGAUUUGGGGACUGUGAAAUCCAAUAUGGGAAAAAAUUGGUAUCCGAGCCCGGUUGAAUUUGCUGCUGAUGUGAGGCUGACUUUCAAUAAUGCGUUGCUGUACAACCCAAAAACGGAUCAAGUUCAUGGAUGGGCUGGCCUUCUUCUGGCUAGAUUUGAGGAGUUAUUUAAACCGAUCCAAGAUAAACUCGUUAAAGUCGAGAAUGAAAGAAAGGACAUUUUGGGCGUUGAUGAGUUCCAUGGCAGUCAUUGGAAUCACAUUUCGACUCCUGAGAUUGCUAAGAAGCCAAAGCCUAGUCCAAUCCCCCAGGUCCCCAAGAAGCAAGAAAUCUUGCAUAGUCAAUCGAGUGCUUCAACACCAUCAGUUCCGCCACCUCCGUCCAAUCCUCCUUUGCGUAAGCAAUCCCCAAUUCCGGCCCCUUCUCCUAUGACAGCACCAACUGCGAAGCCUAUUUCAGUGAGAGGAGGAACAACAGGGAAACAGCCGAAGCCAAGGGCUAAAGAUCCCAACAAGAGGGAGAUGAGUAUGGAGGAAAAGCAUAAACUUGGAGUUGGUUUGCAGAGUUUGCCUCAAGAGAAGAUGCCCCAGUUGGUGCAGAUUAUAAGAAAGAGGAACGAGCACUUAGCACAAGAUGAUGAUGAGAUUGAGCUGGACAUUGAAGCUUUGGACACCGAGACACUUUGGGAGCUUGAUCGCUUUGUAACCAAUUGGAAAAAGAUGGUUAGCAAAACAAAAAGGCAAGCUUUGAUCGGUAAUUUGACAGCUCCAACUGCUGCUCCAACUACCUCUAAUACUGAGGUUGACGAGGAUGCUGUCUUUGAGAAUAAUGAUUCUACACAGAAGCCUAAAAGGAUUGAAGUUGGGGAUGAAGAUGUUGACAUUGAUGAUGAUAUGCCUGCAGCUAGCUUUCCCCCUGUUGAAAUCGAGAAGGAUGAAGCUGCUGGCCGAGAGCCUGAUAACUGCAGUAGUAGCUCCAGUAGCUCUGGUAGCUCAGGCAGUGAUUCCUCUUCUUCUAGUGGAUGUGUAAUGUUCAUGGAAUAUAGGUUCUGAUUCAGGGAGUUCUUCAGGAAGUGAUUCAGAUGCUGAUGAUGCACAGUCUUGACACUUAUUUAUCUGGAGUUGCAGAGGCUUUGGGCAUCAUGUUUGCAUCCUCUAUGGUGUUUCCUCUCUAUGUAUGUGUUAUAUAUCAAGGGGGAUAUUUUCCAGAUUGAUAACUACUGUGGAACUUGCUUGGUGGGAUGCAAUGUUGAAAGAUACAUGCCUUGGAUAGCACUUUGCAGGAGCAGCCAAAAGUGAAGCUCUGGUAUUGAGAAGGCUAUACUUUUCAGUGGGAGGUUUAGAUAGCUGAGAUUGCCAAUACCCUUUCAUUUCCUAUUCAAUUCUUUCAUAUUCUUGUUUGGGAAGUGUUGUUUUGGGAGUUUGUUUCAUGUUGGAAAAUUCACCACGAAUCAGACCAUUUGCGCAGUUUCCCUUCUAAGCUGUCAGAUGGUUGUAUGGUUUCUGGGCAUGAAUUUGGUGGGUGUCUCCAUCCUUUAUAGAACAGUUGGGAGAUGUCCGAAUUCUGGUGGUUGGCUGUCAUCCAAGUUUAGGUUCUGAAUUUAGAUAUAAUAUUCUGUUGUAUACAAGGUGCUAGGACGUCUGUAUCAAAUAGAUUUUCUUGUACCUUAGCUACGGAUAUUCUUUUCACCUUUUUGAGUUUUGACAGGCAUAUAUGCCUUUGUGAAACUGUGUUUAAUGCAAGUCAAUCCUAUCUCGUAUAAAUUAAGGAGGCUUCUUUUGCACUGAA
This is a messenger RNA of Ipomoea triloba (trilobed morning glory), 2704 nucleotides long. Its product is annotated as transcription factor GTE7-like. Gene Ontology annotation, molecular function: protein binding. NCBI's taxonomy places the organism in Eukaryota, Viridiplantae, Streptophyta, Magnoliopsida, Solanales, Convolvulaceae. The transcript is spliced from 4 exons. The record is from RefSeq and is a predicted model, not a curated record. The coding region runs from base 241 to 1968 and encodes 575 amino acids.